AUGAACUUCCAGAACGAGCUCCGUCUUCUGCUUCUCGCCUACGGAGACCCAAGCCCUCACCCCUCCUUUCCAAACGAGCCACUCCCAGAAACAGUUCGUGUCCUCGACGAAAUUGUCACGGACUUCGUCCUAGAAGUAUGCCACGGCGCUGCGCAAGUCGCACAUCACGCUCGUCGCCAGAAGAUCAAGGUCGAAGAUUUCCGAUUUGCACUGCGCCGCGAUCCGAACAAGCUCGGACGUGUCCAGGAGCUGCUCCGCAUGGAGCGUGAGCUGAAAGAGGCUCGUAAGGCCUUUGACCAGAACGACGACCAAGUUGCCAAAGAGGCGGGCAAGAAGGGAGCUGCUGCUGCUGCCGCCGCAGUUGCAGCGGGUGAAGAUCCCGAGGCCGCAGAGGCCGCCGCCGCCGCUAGUGUCACUGGCAAGAAGGGGAAGAAUAAGGGCAAGGGGAAGAGGGAUGCAACUCGUCGGGGGUCAGACGCCACUGAGGAGUCUGUCACAAAGAAACGCAAGACCCUUGGUUGA
Penicillium salamii is the source of this 522-nucleotide messenger RNA. The record is from the annotation of a GenBank genome assembly. Lineage: Eukaryota; Fungi; Ascomycota; Eurotiomycetes; Eurotiales; Aspergillaceae.